AUGCUUGGGGGACCACCCCCGGUGCCCAGGGACUCUCAGCCUCCCCCUUCGCACUACCCUCCUCCGGCGACCUCUGCCAGCUCCGGGCCGACGUUUGCACCGUCGAUCCAGGCGUCGCCUAGAAUGCACUCUGCGUCUUCCGAGUACCAGCCCUUCAGGAGACCUCAAACACCUGAGCAUGCUCGUCCUUACGAUCCGAGAGGUAGUGCCGCAGCAUCGCCGCAGGGUGCGUAUUCUACAACACCGGAGAUGCAGCGAUACGGUACACCACAGGCGUACCAUCAGCGGGGACCCUCCGCACAAGAUGGCAGAGACCCCAGCCGAAUGCCCCCGGGCCCUCCCCCGAGACCUACGAGCCAGCCCAAGUCUUUCGCGAGCAUGCCUCCGAGGCCUGUUGACAUGGGGCGUAACAACGGACCGGAAGAGAUGUAUGCUCGUCGCGAAGAAAUGCCUCGAGGUGCAAUGGAAUACAACCCUGAGAGGCCCGGUCUGAAGCAAAUGAAUUUUGACGAACGCUACCGCGCCGAGCGCGAGCGCCGAGAGGAGUUUGAGGAGGACGGGGACCUCCACCGCCGCAGGGCGAGUACCGUCCUCAGGAAGUUCCGCGUGGGCAGCCUCCGCCGUUCAGUCGCCCUCCUGAGCACCGAGAGCAAGGGCCGUGGCCACCGCGGCAGCCCCAGCCAUUUGAGCAGCAAUCCCGAGUUCCGUACGACCCUGCUGGCCUUCAUCCGCGACACCACGAAUAUCCUCCCACCUCAGCGCCAGGCUACCCGAAUCAAGGCCAUCCUGCGCCGGCUCCUCAGUACCCGCAGCCGCCUCCAGGAGAUCGCUAUCCCCCACAGGGUCAUCCCCAACAGCCUCCUCCCGGUCAACAACAAGCGCCUCCGCAGCAACCCUUCGAUUCUCCUGAGCGACAGCGAAUAA
Molecule: messenger RNA, 924 nt
Organism: Colletotrichum chrysophilum
Lineage: Eukaryota; Fungi; Ascomycota; Sordariomycetes; Glomerellales; Glomerellaceae
Exons: 2
Coding region: 1-924 (307 amino acids)
Source: RefSeq, a predicted model, not a curated record